AUGGAUCUUGGAGACGAAGGAAGCUCUCCGUGGGGAGAUGUGCCCUCGCAGUCGAGCCCAGCCAACGAGAUAUCCAAGCCAGGCCAGGACAGCAGCGCUGGUACCGACACUCUCGCUCCCUCGAACAAGGCAACGGAAAGCUCGAAUCCUAGCGCAUCAACGGCAACUCGCUCGCCCGCCGGUCGUGGUCCUCGCAGGCGACAGCAUGGCGUCCAGUCUACAAAGCUGGAGGCCGUCGAAGACCCUCUAGGGCCCUUGGGCGCUGACACGCCGCCCACAGUUGCUGAAUCAGGGCCUCCAGCGCCGCCCCAGAAGGAGGCUGCCGGCCAGCGCAAUACUCGGGCUGCUCCUGGUGCCUCCGCUCCAUCGCUACGGAGCAUGAUGGACUCGGUCGACCUCAACGAUGACGAUGACGAACAGCCGCGGUCCCAAGCACCCAGAAUCCCCCCACCCGUUCAGGCGCAGGCAAAUGCGGCACCACAGCGCCAGACACAGCCGAGCGUGAGCGUGGAACAGGCUGCGAAGCCCUCCUUCUCCAUUUACGUUGGCGAUCCACACAAGGUCGGCGAUCUCACAAGCUCACACACAGAGUACUCGGUCACCACCAAGACAACAUCCAAAGGCUACCGCAACCCCGAAUUCACCGUCUCCCGCCGCUAUCGCGACUUCCUCUGGCUGUACACGCAGCUGCACAACAACAAUCCUGGUGUCAUUAUCCCUCCGCCUCCAGAGAAGCAAGCUGUUGGCCGUUUCGAUACCGACUUUGUCGAAUCCAGACGUUCUGCGCUGGAGCGCAUGCUCAACAAAACAGCCGCACACCCCAUCUUACAACAUGACAGUGACCUGAAGUUAUUCCUUGAGAGCGAUGCCUUCAAUGUCGACAUCAAAAACAGGGAGCGCAAAGAUGCUGGUCUAGGCGAAAGCAAGGGAAUGUUUGGCUCUAUGUUGUCCAGUAGUAGUGGCAAGUUUGUCGAACAUGACGAUUGGUUCCACGAUCGACGAAUUUACCUAGAUGCGCUCGAGAGUCAGCUCAAAGCACUACUAAAAGCGACUGACUCUGUGGUCACACAAAGGAAAGGUCUGGCUGAAGCGUGUGGCGACUUCUCAGCCUCACUCCACUCCCUCUCCGCCGUGGAGCUGUCUCCUUCCUUAUCUGGCCCUCUGGACAGUUUGUCGGAUAUUCAGAUUCGCAUUCGCGAGCUGUAUGAGCGACAAGCUCAGCAAGACAUACUCACCAUGGGCAUCGUCAUCGACGAGUACAUUCGCCUGAUAGGAUCGGUCAAGACUGCAUUUCAACAACGCCAAAAGGCUUACCAUUCGUGGCAUGCCGCCGAGCAAGAGCUGCAGAAGCGAAAAGCCACACAGGACAAGUUACUGAGGCAGGGUCGAUCACAGCAGGAUCGUCUCAACCAGCUGAGCGCUGAUGUGGCAGAUGCUGAGCGCAAGGUACACCAAGCGAGGUUACUAUUCGAUGACAUGGGACGGCUUAUGCGUAGCGAGCUCGAACGCUUUGAGCGAGAGAAGGUAGAAGACUUCAAGUCGGGAGUAGAGACAUUCCUUGAGAGCGCCGUGGAAGCACAGAAAGAGCUCAUUGAGAUCUGGGAAACUUUCCUCAUGCAACUCGACACGGAAGAAGGCGAGACAUUUGUACCGCCAGCUGGUGUCAUUGCCGCUGACAGGACGGAUAACAACGCGUCGAACGAGGAGCGUGCUGACCAGUCGACCCAAGAAGGGACACAAGCAAGCACCGAUGCCGAUUCGGACGACCGAAAUUGA
Plenodomus lingam JN3 is the source of this 1776-nucleotide messenger RNA. RefSeq lists its product as uncharacterized. Gene Ontology annotation, biological process: protein retention in Golgi apparatus; retrograde transport, endosome to Golgi. The record is from RefSeq and is a predicted model, not a curated record. Gene Ontology annotation, molecular function: phosphatidylinositol binding. Lineage: Eukaryota; Fungi; Ascomycota; Dothideomycetes; Pleosporales; Leptosphaeriaceae. Gene Ontology annotation, cellular component: endosome.